Molecule: messenger RNA, 243 nt
Organism: Penicillium antarcticum
Lineage: Eukaryota; Fungi; Ascomycota; Eurotiomycetes; Eurotiales; Aspergillaceae
Exons: 2
Coding region: 1-243 (80 amino acids)
Source: RefSeq, a predicted model, not a curated record
AUGAUGGAGAAAUCGGAUGCAACAACAAUAUCUCCAGGCAAGGUCAUGAAGCCUGCAGUAGCAGCCAAUGCAAAGUCCUUGGACGUUGCGACUCAAUACGAACUUGGUGACACAACCGGAUUUUACACUAAACUCCUUUUGACGUCUAGUUAUCCUAAAAUUAGAAUUCGAACAGGUGACUACCGCCAAUUGCAGAUCGAGCAAUCACGGUUCCUCAUCUCUGCCUCCAGCAGGGGCCUGUGA